Magnolia sinica is the source of this 1226-nucleotide messenger RNA. Its product is annotated as glucan endo-1,3-beta-glucosidase, acidic-like. The record is from RefSeq and is a predicted model, not a curated record. Bases 19 to 1080 code for a protein of 353 amino acids. Gene Ontology annotation, biological process: carbohydrate metabolic process. Gene Ontology annotation, cellular component: plasma membrane. Lineage: Eukaryota; Viridiplantae; Streptophyta; Magnoliopsida; Magnoliales; Magnoliaceae. The transcript has 2 exons. Gene Ontology annotation, molecular function: hydrolase activity, hydrolyzing O-glycosyl compounds.
AGAGGCCUUCUGUGAAGGAUGAAAGCAUUAGACAACAGAAUGGCUACCUUCACUGAAAAUGGCUACCUUUCCAAGCUUGCUACAAUCCUUCUUAUCGGGGCACUGAUGGGGAGCUUCGAAAUAACAGGUGCACAAUCCAUUGGCAUAUGUUAUGGACGGACGGCCACGAUCGAUGGUUUACCUUCCGAACCUGAAGUUGUUGAACUUUAUAAAUCGAUCAACGUCCAACGGAUGAGAAUCUUCGAUGCAAAUCAAAACGCACUCGAUGCAUUCCGGGGGUCCGGCAUCGAGGUCACAGUGGGUGUCACCAACGACGAACUGGAAAAGAUGGCAGAUCCAACGGCUGCAAACAACUGGGUCCGUGAUAACAUAGUAACCUACGGUUCAGAUGUCAAAUUCCGGUACAUUUCCGUCGGUAAUGAGGUGUUCCCUGAUACAAAGACAGGCAGCUAUGAUCGUGCGGCUCAGGUGCUUCCAGCCAUGCGAAACAUCUACAACGCAAUCCGAUCGGUGGGCCUACAAGAUCAGAUCAAAGUGUCCACAGCCGUUUAUCCAAACAUCCUUGAAAAUUCCUACGUCCGUCCAUCGCAGGGGAUCUUCAACACCACUGCGGCCCAAUACAUGAGGCCCAUCAUCAGUUUCCUAGUGGAGACGGGGGCCCCACUUCUAGCCAAUGUAUACCCCUACUUCACUAAGAAAUUCAACGGUCAGAUCGACCUUUCCUACGUUCUGUUCACAUCCACAGCCGUUAAUCAGGAUGGGUACCAGAACCUUUUUGAUGCUAUGGUGGAUACACUCUACUUUGCUGUAGAGAAAGCAGGUGGGCCAUCUGUGAAGAUCGUGAUAUUGGAAAGCGGCUGGCCGUCCGCUGGGGGAGAGUGGGCCACCAAGGAGAAUUCUCAGACGUACAAUCAAAAUCUGAUCCGCCACGUGGCAAAAGGUACACCGAAGAAGCCUGGGCCCAUUGAGACUUAUGUGUUUGCUAUGUUCAACGAGAAUCUAAAGGAGACUGAAGAGGAACGGAGCUUUGGGCUGUUUUACCCAAAUAAAACGCCUGUGUACGCCAUCAGCUUCAAUUAGUGGGCUACUUGGGAGAUCAGACGGUAGAGAUUAGAGAGUACUAUUAAUCCGGACCGUCCAUUUAUAGAACCUACCGCAGAUGGUCCGUAGUUUGAAAAUGGCACUGAUCAGGUAAUCCUGACCGUCUAAAAAAGUAAUAAUCAUAU